Acanthaster planci (crown-of-thorns starfish) is the source of this 1138-nucleotide messenger RNA. RefSeq names its product kiSS-1 receptor-like. The record is from RefSeq and is a predicted model, not a curated record. Gene Ontology annotation, biological process: G protein-coupled receptor signaling pathway. Gene Ontology annotation, cellular component: plasma membrane. NCBI's taxonomy places the organism in Eukaryota, Metazoa, Echinodermata, Asteroidea, Valvatida, Acanthasteridae. Gene Ontology annotation, molecular function: G protein-coupled receptor activity.
AUGACCAUGGAUGAUGUUGAACCUAUGGUUGAACACACCUUAACACCGGGAACACUUACACCCCUUCCAGCCAACAUGACUGAGGGCCUGGGCAGCGGCGGCAAUGAGGGCGGCGACUUGUACAAAGACCCUCUCCUGUACCAGACAGUUCUGGCCUACGUGCUCCUGGCCGUCACCGGCUGCGGCCUGGUGCUCAACGGAGUCGUGCUGUACAUCGUCGUCCGUCACCGCGACAUGCACAAAGUCACCAACUUCUUCUUCGCCAAUCUGGCCCUCACGGACUUCCUUCUGCUGAUGCUACACGCCUCUACGUCCUCGCUGGAGAUGCUUGGGUAUUAUUUCGCGGUCCAGUUGGGCUGCUCCACGGUUCAAUACAGCAGAUACGUUGUGGCCCAGGUCACGUGCCUGACCCUGGCUCUCAUGUCAUAUGACCGGUACCGAGUGGUGGUCCAUCCUCUGAGCUCACUGAACAGUCGGAAGCGAUUGAGAUCCAUGAUGGCGGCCAUUCUCGGCAUUUGGAUCAUCUCGUUUGCUCUCCACCUUCCAGUGGCCAUCUUCUCGGUCAAUUCCUUCGGUAUAACCUGUUCGAUCAUCUUCACCUGGAAGUACGGCCCUAAGAUGUUCUUCACCUACACCGUGGUGGUCCUGUAUGUCCUCCCACUUGCCAUCGCGACAGCCUGCUAUAUUCUGAUCUGGUUGCACCUGCGGCAGCAGCCAUCUCUGGGCGCCUUCGCUCCAGGAUCUCACCAGAGCCAGCGGGGUCGCCGCAUGCAGACGACCCUCUGCGCGAUCAUCCUCGUGGUCGUCAUGUUCGCCGUGAGCUGGUUUGGCGAGCACCUCUUCAUCCUGCUGAUUGUGUGGCACCCGCAGAUUGACUUCUGGUCGAACGGAUACCGGAUCGGGGCGGCCACCGCCAAGCUCACCAUCUACCUGAACAGCAUGCUAAAUCCAGUCGUGUACCCACUGGCAGGGACCGGUUUCAGGCGACACCUUCCGUCUUGCGGCCGCUGCUGCAAGGGCCGGCCGGACGGUGAGAGCAGUGGAUUGGGGCUGCAGGCUGCUAACACAUCCCGAACCACACACACAAGAAGGCCCUAAAAGGGCAGUGCCCUUGGCGCCUUCGUUGCAAGUGCCGAAC